Messenger RNA from Sitodiplosis mosellana (orange wheat blossom midge), 1793 nucleotides. RefSeq lists its product as uncharacterized. The record is from RefSeq and is a predicted model, not a curated record. NCBI's taxonomy places the organism in Eukaryota, Metazoa, Arthropoda, Insecta, Diptera, Cecidomyiidae.
AUGGAUCCGAAGCAAGCUAUGAUGAAAAUGAUCCGAUAUUGAUUGACCGAUGUACAAAUUUCCCACGUAUCAAUGUCACUGAGGAAUUGGUUAUGGAAAAAAUCCACGAUUUACCAAACAAUUUGGUGUCUGGUCCCGACGGAAUACCGAAUAUGUUCAUCAAAAACUGCAUUCACACAUUGCUGAAGCCAAUAACACACAUAUUGCGUGAAUCGUUAAAUUCUGGUUGUGUACCGAACACAUGGAAACGCUCUUAUGUAAGACCAGUGCACAAAAGUGGAGCUAAGUACAAAAUUGAGAACUAUCGUGGAGUAGCACUGCAAUGCAUAAUACCUAAAUUGUUGGAUUCGAUAAUUGCAAAUCAUUUGAAUUAUCACAUGAGGAACAUCAUCGAUAGCAGCCAGCAUGGUUUUGUCAAAGGAAAGUCAACAAUAACGAACCUGGCCGAAUUUACAUCACAUACACUGAUCGGCAUGCAACAUGGAAUCCAGACUGAUGCAAUAUAUCUCGACCUUGCUAAAGCGUUUGACUCGGUUGACGUGAAACUGCUCAUACACAAGCUGAAAAUUAUGGGAUUGAAUGAGCAAAUACUGGAAUGGAUAAAGUCAUAUCUAAGUGAACGUCAACAAAUAGUAAGAUUGAAUGGAGCCAUGUCUACUCCCAUUGAAGUAACAUCGGGAACAGGUCAGGGAUACCCGAUUGGAGCGACACUGUUUGUUCUGUUCAUCAUUGAUCUUCCCCAUUGCAUAGUCAACUCCAACUUACAAUCGUUUGCCGAUGACACUCGCUUUUCAAUGCAAAUAAAGCAAGUCGAUGAUUGCCUAGCACUUCAAGCUGACCUGAAUAGAGUCGUCAAGUACUUCAAACGUAACCGCAUGAACUUGAAUGUCAAAAAAACGAAUUACGUAUCAUAUCACCGUGGCGAGCUGAAAUUUGACUUCAAGUACACUAUUGAAGGCAAAUCAAUUGACAGGGUAAAAAUAAUAAAGGACCUUGGAGUCGUUUUGGAUGAAAAAAUGAACUUCGAUGCUCAUAUUGAGUACAUAACUGCUAGAGCCAAAUCUAGACUUGCGUGGAUUAAACGUUUUGGAAGAGAGUUCGAUGACCCAUGGACUAUAAAGAGACUCUUCUUCACGUUCGUAUUGCCAAUCAUUGAAUAUGGAUCGCAAAUAUGGAACCCAUACACCAAUGAGAAAAUCGCUAGAAUCGAAUCAGUCCAAAAACAAUUUCUACUGUUUGCACUGAGAAAAAUGAAAUGGCCACACAGAUUCAUUUUGCCACAAUACAACAAUCGUCUGCUAUUUCUACAAAUGAUUACCUUGGAAGAACGAAGAAAAAUCGCACAAAUUUGCUUCAUACACAAUGUUAUCUGUGGCCAAACAUCGUCGAAGCAUAUUAUGGAGAAAAUUAACUUAAGAACACCACGACUCCGAACACGGAACACCGAAUUCCUAGAGCUGCCGACCAGAAUCUACAACUACUCAAUGUUUGAGCCAAUUAACUACAUGCUCAUCACAUAUAAUGAAUUUUAUAAAUACUUUAAUAUCAUAGAGCCAAAUCAAACGAAUGAUUGUGAUACUAGUACUAUUCCAAAAAUAUAUAAAACUUAUUUAAUUGAUUUUAAUGUUAGCACAAACACUGUCAAGCAAAGAAUAACUGAUUAUUUUAGAAGAAAUAGAACUUGGAGAGACUGAAAAUACGAAUUCAUUAUAAAUAUUGUAAAUAUAUAACCAAAUAUUUAUACCAAAUAAACCACCUCUGGCGAAGAAACGCUGUAUGGUGCAGAAUAAUAA